AUGAAUCCAGCAUCAGGUUUACCAGCAGUCGUUAUCGAUAAUGGUACAGGUUACACUAAAAUGGGUUACGCAGGUAAUAAUGACCCAAGUUUCAUUAUUCCAACCACAAUUGCAACUCAAUCAUCAAAAGGUAAACAAACAGCAGCCUCACAAAAGAAAGGUGUUGAAGAUUUAGAUUUCUUUAUUGGUGAUGAAGCUAUUGCCAACUCUAAAACUUAUGAUAUGACCAAUCCAGUCAAACAUGGUCAAAUUGAAAAUUGGACUCAUAUGGAACAAUAUUGGGAACAUUGCGUAUUUAAAUAUUUACGUUGUGAACCAGAAGAUCACUACUUCUUAUUGACUGAACCACCACUUAAUGCACCAGAAAAUCGUGAAUUUACAGCAGAAAUUAUGUUUGAAACAUUUAAUGUACCAGGUUUAUAUAUUGCCGUUCAAGCAGUAUUAGCUCUUGCAGCCUCAUGGACCAGUAAGAAUGCAGAAAAGACCUUAACUGGUACAGUUAUUGAUAGUGGUGAUGGUGUAACUCAUGUUAUUCCAAUUUCUGAAGGUUAUGUUAUUGGUAGUUCAAUUAAACAUAUUCCAAUUGCCGGUAGAGAUAUUUCAUCAUACGUUCAACAAAUCAUGAGAGAACGUGAACCAAACAUUCCACCAGCUGAAUCAUUGGAAAUCGCCAAACGUGUCAAAGAACAAUACAGUUACGUUUGUCCAGAUAUUGUCAAAGAGUUUGGUAAAUACGAUAGUGAACCAGACAAAUGGAUUAAAACCAUCAACGCUCAAGACUCUGUCACCAAGAAACCAUUCAGCUACGAUGUUGGUUACGAACGUUUCUUAGGCCCAGAAUUAUUCUUCAAUCCAGAGAUUGCCUCCUCCGACUACCUCACCCCAUUACCAAAGGUUGUCGACGAUACCAUUCAAUCCUGUCCAAUCGAUUGUCGUCGUGGUCUCUACAAGAAUAUCGUCUUAUCUGGUGGUUCAACCAUGUUUAAAGAUUUUGGUAAACGUCUUCAACGUGAUGUCAAACGUUCUGUCGAUUACCGUAUCAAACGUUCCGAAGAAUUAUCUGGUGGUAAAAUUAAAGCUGUCCCAUUGGCCGUCAACGUUAUCUCUCACAAUAUGCAACGUUAUGCCGUAUGGUUUGGUGGUUCUAUGUUGGCUUCAACUCCAGAGUUUUACAAUGUCUGUCAUACCAAAGCUCAAUAUGAUGAAAUCGGUCCAUCCAUUUGCAGAUUUAACACUGUCAUUGGUGGUAUCAAUUAA
Dictyostelium discoideum AX4 is the source of this 1257-nucleotide messenger RNA. It is a transcript of the gene arpC, whose product is annotated as actin-like protein. Gene Ontology annotation, biological process: phagocytosis. The transcript is spliced from 3 exons. Gene Ontology annotation, cellular component: cytoskeleton; cytosol; pseudopodium. Bases 1 to 1257 code for a protein of 418 amino acids. The record is from RefSeq and is a predicted model, not a curated record. NCBI's taxonomy places the organism in Eukaryota, Evosea, Eumycetozoa, Dictyosteliales, Dictyosteliaceae.